GCGUACACAGGGCAUCGUUGGCUGUGCUUGCAACUGGACAAUACCUGGCGGCGCUGUAUUCCAAUCGAGAGCGGGGAUCUCAUGAUAGAAUCAAUAGACAGUGGCAACCACACGGCGCGGCUCGUCAUGAUCGAUUCAGCUACUCCUGAAACAGGAAAAAAGCUACUACAAUCAGAGGACGUCACAUUUACCGUUCUGAGCGACGAGGGGCUCGCAGCGUCCUUGAAACAGCUGCGCCUUGACGAAUUAGCGCUCUACGGACCUGAAUUCGGAGAAGCUGAUAUCUGGAGCCUACUGAGGUGGUUUCAGCAGAGGAGGAGCGAAGGAGCAGCAAACCAUGUAGCUCAUGCCACCGGUGACAUGACAGCUAAUACCCCGUACAAUAGCCCGACCAAUCCGCCGUUGCUGGUCAUCGGAGUGAAGACCCGAGUCAUCGACGGUUUCCCGUUCCGACAGGCCAUCCGCCGAACCUGGGCAAGCAAGGAUAGCUUACCGGCAAAUGUUCGCGUACUUUUUGCUGCUUGCAGGCUCCCAGGUGAUGCGAGCGAAGACGUUCGUCAGGCUAUCGCCUACGAGCUGAAGAUUUACGGUGGUGACUUGCUCACAGACGUUCUGGACUGCGAGGAUUCGUACGCAACCUUGCCCCACAAGGUCAAAGAAUUUCUUCAUCUCGUUGGAACCGACCAUGCACUGCGACGAGCUGGAUACGUCAUGAUCGCUGAUGAGGACGUGUAUGUACGGGCUGAUGUCUUUGCGGAGCAACUCGCAGCCUUCGAACCCCUCACUGAUCUGUAUGCCGGCCACGUGAAAGAAGGCAACACGUUCCUUCCAGAGCGAGACCCGCAGCGACGCUACUAUCUGCCUGAAUCCGUGUACCCACUUGACGAGUUCCCACCUUUUGCAUGGGGUCCACACUACCUCAUGUCGAUGGACGUGGUUAAUUUCAUUGCGAACAAUCGUGAAGAGUUACAGGGACUCGGAUGCCUGGACGAUGUGACCAUCACAUUGUGGCUUCUUGCCAUCCAAGUCCAUCCGCAGCAUAUCGCUCAAUUCCAAAAUUUGCGUGAGGCACCAUGCACGAACGACCUUCUCGCGUACGCAGACUUGCGGCCAUCCGCCAUGCAAAUUAUCCACACCAACUUGAAGUCAGGUCGCAACUUCUGCCACAGCUUCAAUCGAGCUCAUUUUGCCUUUUCAUCCGGAGAACACAAGCACAUCAAGAAUCACCAACCUUCGCCAUCAACGAUGCCCUCAGCAUUCGCCUUCGUGCCGCCUGUCCAAGGAGAUCUUCCCCACCACCCCCUACCGACUCGAACGUUCCAGUGGACGCCUGUGGAUCCCAACACCACACGUCUUCGCUGGACGCGAUUCCGUACUGUCCCCAAGACCAUCGUCGCGCCUUCUUCAGUAGACAGCACCGCUGUUUCCAAGUGUGCACUUCGUCACGCCGUCCUCAUCCUCGACAGCGCUGCUGCCAUCACGCCGCUGAUCGAGAUCGUCGACAGCUCUGUCACCACACCGCUGAUCGAGACCAGCGAUUCUCACGAGGCUGCCAGCCGCAGCCAAUGUCUGACCAUCAUGCUGUACAAACCUCUAAAGACGCCCCAAGAAGAGCUAAAGCUCGGUUUUUCCUGCACCGACGUCGCCGCACAAGUCCAGAACGCCAAGCCGACGGUGGUCACGACCAUGGACGACUUCACCGGUACGCCCACGUACCACAGCUUGUCAAUCGUCGCAUACAAGGCCCAAGACACCACGGUCUCAAUCCCCUUCUUAAGAAGCUCCUCGGCGGCAUUCAUCAUAGAGCUGUACGUCAGGCUUCUCGCGGUACCUGCAGCAAACGCCUCUCUAAUUGCCGCGGCCGAUGAUGGUUUUAAAACGAGCACCGUCGCAGCUGCCGAUAUUGCCAAUGGCGACAUCAACGAGCUCCAAUCUCAACAAGAAGUCGAGGAAGCCCAUAGACCUGUACUUCCUAGUCGACUCCGUAUCCAACGUGUGCAGCCACACGUACACGACUUGAAGUGGAAGGCUAAGACAGCCGACACCAAGGCUCACCGAGCCACUCGAGUCGCAGCUCGUCCCACGCCAACUUCUACUUCAAUACACCCCGUCCAGCCCAACAAGAACGUGGCGUCCAAGCUGUUCAGCUACCUCAAGGACGCCACGUAUAUCGGAUACCGAGCCGAGUCCAAGGCGCGACGUAGUCAAGCGAAGAGCAGUCCAGUGAAGCGCCCUGCGUCACCUCAGGUUAUGAGCCCAAAUAGGGUCCAUGGCUCGACAACGGACGCACCUGGUGUGGAAGAUCAAAACGCUGGCGGAGUUUCGGCGAAUGGGAGUCGAGGAGCGCGCCGAUUGGCUCAUAAUCCACCACCGCCACAAAGCAAUCCAAGUGACGGCAGUGACCCCAGCACAGGGCACAGCGAAGCCCAGAGCAGUCUACCAAGCAUGCUGGACAACCAGAACCCCGGCGGGCGCUACGACGACGCAGAGCUCGCAGAGCACACGAAGUCGCUGCGCAACAUGGCCGACAUUCGGCUGCCCCCGUUAUCAAAGAAGGAAGAAUACACGGCGUGGCUGCAGCCCAAGGAAGCUGUGACUAAGUAUGUGCAAGACAUUGAUGCUAUAGUGCGCCGACUGCGACUAGCGAAGGGCGAGUUUGAAGAGUGGGAACAUGCAAGUCUACUUAUCUCGAACACGCUGUUGAUGUUUCCUGAGCUGGCACGAGAGCACUCACUCUGGAUGAGCAAGCACGAUCGUCGGACCAUGACACUUGCUGAAGCGCUACAGCGCCUGCGCACUGCGGAACACUCAAGCAACCAGUUGCAACAGCAGAUGUCACUAGCGGCGCCAAGGACAACGCAGUCAAACACGAACCAAGUGAAUAAUGUGAGCCAACAUGCAAGACAAGGACAUGCAGGCAAGCGUCAGAGGCAGCGCAAGGGCAAGAAUGCUGAAAAGAAACAGCGCUAUACCUGUGCUAACUGUGACCAGCAUGGCCAUUGUGAACCGCGUCGUCUGUUUGAGAACCUGGCGCUGAGAUCGCCGCACCCAAGUGAAGGUGCGACUGGUGCAAGCCGUGAGAAACGCUCGGUAUCACCCAUCUACUCUCCGCCAUCAUGUGCAAGCGAUGACGAUGAGACGGAGGAACGCAAAGUCGAACCGGCGGAUGAUAUGAGUGUACCGAUGACGCCGCAGCAAUUGCAACUUCAACCCAGUCAAAGCACGCAACUUACCCAAGUUGAGCAACCUUCACAGGCUGUGCAAGGUGUUCAACCCAAUCAAAGCAUGCAACUUACUCAAGUUGAGCAAACUACUCAAGCUGUGCAAGGCAACCAACCCAUUCAAAGUACCCAACCUAGCCUGAACCUACGUUUGAGCCAGGCCAUAGAGGUGGACCACAAGUGGGUUCAUCUGUGCCAGAAGAUAGCUACCAAGGUCGUUAUGCUGAGCCACAAGGAUAUCAAGGUCUUGAAGGACGACGGUACGAUGGAGGAUCGUAUGGUGGACAGAGAGGAUCGUAUGGACCAUCUUAUGGAGGACUGUUUGAAGGUGAGUGGCCUGGACUAA
Molecule: messenger RNA, 3567 nt
Organism: Phytophthora infestans T30-4
Lineage: Eukaryota; Oomycota; Peronosporomycetes; Peronosporales; Peronosporaceae
Exons: 7
Coding region: 361-3567 (1068 amino acids)
Cellular component (GO): membrane
Molecular function (GO): hexosyltransferase activity
Source: RefSeq, a predicted model, not a curated record